Molecule: messenger RNA, 1825 nt
Organism: Pseudonaja textilis
Lineage: Eukaryota; Metazoa; Chordata; Lepidosauria; Squamata; Elapidae
Gene: AP3M2
Product: adaptor related protein complex 3 subunit mu 2
Biological process (GO): intracellular protein transport; vesicle-mediated transport
Cellular component (GO): clathrin adaptor complex
Source: RefSeq, a predicted model, not a curated record
GCUGUGGCUGUGAUGCGGAGGAGACUCGAGUCAUAGAGCACGAGUUGAUCUCUCGGUCGGCACGGGGGUCCACGGCGGUGGACCUCCUCCUUCUGGACCAGCAAUGAUUCACAGCCUCUUCCUCAUCAACUCCUCCGGAGACAUUUUCCUAGAGAAACACUGGAAGAGCGUGAUCAGCCGUUCGGUUUGCGACUACUUCUUCGAGGCGCAAGAGCGAGCGUCGGAGGCUGAAAAUGUGCCCCCGGUCAUUUCCACCCCUCACCAUUAUCUCCUGAGCGUCUAUCGGCACAAGAUCUUUUUCGUGGCCGUCAUCCAGACAGAAGUUCCGCCGCUUUUCGUCAUUGAGUUUCUGCACCGGGUGGUGGACACGUUUCAGGACUAUUUUGGAGUCUGCUCCGAAGUUGUUAUCAAGGACAACGUGGUGGUGGUCUACGAGGUGCUCGAGGAGAUGCUGGACAACGGUUUCCCCUUGGCAACGGAGUCCAAUAUUCUGAAGGAGCUGAUCAGGCCGCCGACAAUCCUCCGGACAGUUGUCAACACAAUCACAGGAAGCACCAACGUCGGAGAGCAGCUCCCCACAGGGCAGCUGUCUGUGGUGCCCUGGCGACGGACCAGCGUGAAGUACACCAACAACGAAGCCUACUUUGAUGUGAUCGAAGAGAUAGACGCCAUCAUCGACAAGUCAGGUUCCACAAUCACAGCUGAAAUCCAAGGAGUGAUCGAUGCCUGCGUGAAAUUGACCGGGAUGCCUGACCUCACCCUUUCCUUCAUGAACCCAAGAUUGUUGGACGAUGUCAGCUUCCACCCCUGUGUGCGUUUCAAGCGGUGGGAAUCCGAACGCAUCCUGUCCUUCAUCCCUCCCGAUGGCAACUUCCGCUUGCUCUCUUAUCACGUCAGCGCUCAAAAUUUAGUGGCCAUCCCAGUCUACGUAAAGCACAACAUCAGCUUCCGAGACAGCAGCUCCCUCGGCCGCUUUGAGAUCACCGUGGGGCCCAAACAGACCAUGGGGAAGACGGUGGAAGGGGUACUGGUCACCAGCCAGAUGCCCAAAGGGGUGCUUAACAUGACCCUCACACCUUCUCAAGGGACACACACGUUUGAUCCUGUCACAAAGCUGCUGGUGUGGGACGUGGGGAAGAUCAGCCCUCAAAAGCUGCCCAGCUUGAAGGGGACGAUGGGUCUUCAGGCCGGGGCCUCCAAGCCUGAUGAGAACCCCACCAUUAACCUCCAGUUCAAAAUCCAGCAGUUGGCGAUCUCCGGUCUGAAGGUGAAUCGUUUAGACAUGUACGGAGAAAAGUACAAGCCUUUCAAAGGAAUCAAGUACAUGACCAAGGCGGGGAAAUUCCAAGUCCGCACCUGAGAGAUCUUCCGCCGUGGAGACGACUUGUGACUUCUACUCCACCUCUGCUCUCCUCUUCCUCGUGGUUUGCUCCUUCUGGAUUUCUUCUGAGACAGGCAACUUCCCCCACCCACCCCAGAUUGGCCAGCCCUUCCUCCUUUAACAUCUGGAGCUCCCCGUGGCGACAAAGAGCAACACGGAGACGUGGUAACUUCCCUGUGGGAUGGUUGGCUUCCCACUUCAGCCAACGAUGUGCUUUCCACGCCUCGUUGGAAGUCCACAACAGCCGGGUUCUUUGCCGGACGAAGCUGCAGGCAGAAGAGAUGCUGAAGGAACCCCAACAAGAAGAGGCUGGAUGGUCUUCCUGCUCACUGCACAGGAUUCUGGUUGGGCUCCCAAGCCUGCGCGAAUCGUUCUUUCCCAACCUCUCUGCACUCCGCCUGUCCUAUUUAACUGCGCCAGCGUGUACAGAAACAGGAAAGGGAC